CAAUGGCUCCGGUAGUGGAUGUGGAAAAUGGAUCAUUUCAAGCUCAUCCCGUCCAUUCAUACCCCGAUCAAGGGAGCCGCGUUCGUGUGCUGAAUUCAUGGUCAAAUGUUCGGACGUGGCGUGAAAAGGAAAACGACCCACUAGAGCUCGGUUCGCUAUCCGGAGGGGCCGGCAGACAGCAGUUGCGCUAGGCACCAUGAAGCAGCGAGCUUGGCCCGACACAGCCAAGAAAUCGCUCUUCAGGGAAGAAAUGCACACAGCAUCAGCAGAAGCAGCGCAUUCCGCCACAGAGACGGCUCAAUUCCGCCAUCUAAGACUGAUGGAGGCCCGACAUUAACUCGGACUGAAUGGCAAAGGGAACCGUGCCGCACUGGAAGGAGGUGGCCAUGACCUCGUUGACACACUGCCCUCCUUUGGAAGCUCCUUGUUAGAAGUCGGCAUCCCGGCUCGUGCCCGAAAAAUACAAAAGACAGAGACGGGCCCCCAUGCAGGCGCGCAAGAAAUAUGUUCUUCUGGGCUUGUGUACGUUCUGCUGGCUGCUUUUCUUUUACUUCGGUAGGGGAGUCCAGCUACCUGCACGUCUGCUCCGGAUGUUGACAGGCCAGCAUGAGGUGGCGCGACCCUGGCCCAACUGGACCGACCGGGCGUUCCUCCCCUGCUACGCCCACCUGAAUGAUCUCCAGACAGACCCAGGGACGUCGGAGUCGCCCCGGCAACGCCGACAAGCGUGGUCGGUUAUCUACAAGGACAGCCACUGCCGCAUGGAGACUUGCUUUGACUUUUCGCAGUGUCGGCGCCGAGGACUGGAAGGAUUCCGGGUGUACGUGUACCCCUCGGAGAAAAACGAACGGGUUUCCGAAAGCUAUAAAAAGAUCUUGACGUCGAUAGCGGAGUCACGCUACUAUACGUCGGAUCCGCGGGAAGCGUGUUUGUUCGUCCUAGGGAUUGACACUUUGGAUCGGGACCAGUUGUCAGGGCAGUUCGUGCCCAACGUGGACGAUCGGAUUCGGGGUUACCCUCUUUGGAAUGACGGGCGUAAUCACCUCAUUUUCAACCUUUAUUCAGGCACGUGGCCCAACUACACAGAGGACUUGGGAUUCAACAUCGGUCAAGCUAUCCUAGCAAGAGCUAGCCUCAAUACCGAACAUUACCGACCUGGUUUUGACAUCUCCAUCCCGCUCUUUUCAAAAGAACACCCACAAAAAGGCGGCGAACGAGGGUGGUUGGUCCGGAACACCACCCCGCCUCGGAGGAAGUACCUGCUCAUGUUCAAAGGGAAGCGUUAUCUGACUGGCAUCGGCUCUGAUACGAGAAACGCGCUUCAUCACAUUCACAACGGGAAGGACAUUGUGUCAUUGACAACGUGCCGACACGGGAAGGACUGGGAAAAACAUAAAGAUGCCCGGUGUGACCAUGACAACUUGGAGUAUGAGAGGUUUGACUACCAGGAGCUGCUCCACAACUCCACUUUCUGUCUGGUGCCUCGAGGUAGACGCCUAGGUUCCUUCCGCUUCCUUGAGUCCUUACAGGCGGCGUGUAUACCUGUGUUGCUAAGCAACGGUUGGGAGCUGCCAUUUUCUGACGUCAUACAAUGGAACCAGGCCGUCAUUGAAGGCGAUGAGAGACUACUAUUGCAGGUGCCGUCCACAGUGAGAGCCAUCGGAAAUGAGCGAGUUUUGGCUCUCAGACAGCGAACGCAGAUGUUGUGGGAUGCCUACUUUUCAUCCGUGGACAAAAUCGUCCUCACCACACUGGAGAUCAUUAAGGAUCGAGUAUUUUCUCACAUAUCAAGGAACAAAUACAUGUGGAACUCCCUGCCCGGGGGUCUACUCGUGCUGCCGGAGUAUUCCACUCAUCUUGCGCAUUUUCCUUUCUACUACCUGGGGUUAGGUAUCAGUCCAAAUCAGGAGUUUACCGCGGUAAUCCAUGCCGUCUCGCCAUUGGUGUCGCAGUCACAGCCAAUCAUGAAGUUGCUUCAGAUGGUGUCCAAGUCAAAGUAUUGCUCACAAAUCAUCAUCCUAUGGAACAGCGAGAAAGCGCCCCCCAGUCGCAGCAAAUGGCCUCCCAUGCCUGUCCCCCUCACCGUGACGGACGGCAAGCGAAAGACCACCAGUCGCUUCCUGCCUCACGUUGCUAUAGAAACCGAUGCGGUGCUCAGUCUGGAUGAAGACACGGUGCUGUUGACCAGCGAGGUGAACUUUGCUUUCCUGGUGUGGCGAAGCUUUCCCGAUCGGAUAGUGGGUUAUCCACCCCGCAGCCACUUUUGGGAUCCUUUAAAGCAAGCCUGGGGCUACACCUCCAAAUGGACCAAUGACUAUUCCAUAGUCCUGACUGGGGCUGCCUUCUACCACAGGUACUACCACUACCUGUUCUCGCACUACCUGCCGCAGUCUUUGAGAACACUGGUGGAUCAUUCGUCCAACUGCGAGGACAUCCUAAUGAACUUCCUGGUUUCGGCUGUCACCCACCUGCCGCCCAUCAAAGUGGCACAAAGGAAGCAAUACAAGGAGUUGCCCGGCCCACAGGUACAGAGAAUGGACAUACUCAUGCAGAGCACCAAGAACGUCCCUUGGGCCAACCCGGAGCAUUUCAACCAGCGCCAGGAGUGUGUCAACACCUUCGCCAGCUGGUUUGGCUACAUGCCUCUGGUCCACUCUCAAUUUCGUUUGGACCCCGUCCUCUUCAAGGAUCAAGUGUCGGUCUUCCGCAAGAAGUACAAAGACCUCGAGAGGGCGUGACAUUAAGUGCGACUUGAACACAAACCAUGAACUGUAAAACAAAUAAAAACAUUUGUAAAUGCAGACUUCUUGUUGCUGUGAAAUUAAAGUGCCCAAAGUUUUUAGAAAAACACUUUUAUUUCAUACAAAACAGUGAGGAAGACAAACUCAAUUACUGCCAUUGACGGCGAAUCCAUUUGAACUGGGCUCGAUCACCACCAGCUUAAACAUCAGUUCGUUAUCACCAUCAAUGGCAGCAAAGGAGUCGAGCAUACGUGUACAGUACAAAACACCUGAGAUGUACUGAACAUAGCUGCCGCACGCUGUGCUUUGUGGAAGGACGUCACACACAAAAAAAACCCCUUCAAACUCAUAACUUAUUUCACCCCCCCAAAAAAAAUAUUCAGCUGCCUUGACAAAGCUCAAUUGUUACGUAAAAAAAAAGAAUUUAACUUGAAACAUCAACAUAAAUGUCAUAAUAAAAUUACUUUGCUGCCAUCUUGUGGCAGCUUGGUGUCACAGAUUGGUGUAUAAAGCAAUCCAUUUCAACACAUUUUUGCUGCCCUUUUGUGGUAACUAUAGAUGACAAUAUUGAACACUUGGCCGGUCAGUUGAUCAGGACGGAUUAUUUCCUCAAGGUCAACAUGGCGUUGACGUUCCACAGCAGGUCCCUCAUCUGAUCCAUGAGAACCUUCAUCUCACGGUUCUUCUGACGGACUUUCUAAAAACAGACACUGAGCUUUAAUGUUUUAAAGAAUUACAACAGCUCUUUAUAACAAAACGCCAUAUCUAAAAGAUUGUUGAGUGGAUCAUUGCGUAAACGAUCGAUGUAUUGAUCCAGAACAAUGUAUCAAUGUAAUAAUACUAUGGACGAUAUUUGCCGAUAUUACGUCUAGCACAAUUCGAUCUGAUACAAGGACCGUAACAAAUAUACGAUAGACACCCCAAUUAAUUUAAGACUGCAAUAAAAGGCUCAUGAUAACGAUUAUCUCACAAUAUGGUGAUAUAACAUUAUUGGAAAUAAUUCUAAAGGAUUUUACGAUACAAAGAGUAAAGAAAAACCUUUCAUCCUUCUGCUGUGAAUUGAGUAUCACUAGUAGAUGUCUAAUUCGUUUGAACUGGGAGGGUAGCAUCGAAUGUUCAGUCACUGCCAUCCCUCCCCCCUCAAACGGAUUGGACGUCUUUGGCGGUCAAUGGCAACCAAUAUAGUGCUGCAACGAUUAAUCGAUUAACUCGAGUAUUCGAUUAGAAAUAAAAUAUUUGAAUUAAAUUUUGUUGCUUCGAGUAUUCGUUUUAUUUAAAGUGGCAUUGCAAUGGUUUGAGAGUGUUUACAUUUAGUUUUAUUUAUUAGGGUGGAUACACUGCCCUCUGGUCUGCCUCUUUCCACAUGGCUGAAUCCAACUGCUCCCUGUUAAGACCAACGUAAGCUAAGUUUUUGUUUGAGCUAAUGUUUUUUUUAAUGCAUUCACGAUUUAGUUUAUAGUAGGGCUGUCAAACGAUUAAAAUUUUUAAUCGAGUUAAUUACAGCUUAAAAAUUAAUCGUAAUUAAUCGCAAUUCAAACCAUCUAUAAAAUAUGCCAUAUUUUUCUGUAAAUUAUCGUUGGAAUGGAAAGAUAAGACACAAGAUGGAUAUAUACAUUCAACAUACGGUACAUAAGUGCUGUAUUUGUUUAUUAUAACAAUAAAUCAACAAGAUGGCAUUAAUAUUAUUAACAUUGUGUUAAAGCGAUCCAUGGAUAGAAAGACUUGUAGUUCUUAAAAGAUAAAUGUUAGUACAAGUUAUAGACAUUUUAUAUUAAAACUAGGGCUGUCAAACGAUUACAAUUUUUAAUCUAGUUAAUUACAGCUAAAAAAUUAAUCGCAAUUAAUCGCAAUUCAAACCAUCUCUAAAAUAUGCCAUAUUUUUCUGUAAAUUAUAUAUAUAUUCUGUAAAAUAAAUUGUUGGAAUGGAAAGAUAAGACACAAGAUGGAUAUAUACAGUGGGGAGAACAAGUAUUUGAUACACUGCCAAUG
Messenger RNA from Corythoichthys intestinalis (scribbled pipefish), 4730 nucleotides. It is a transcript of the gene ext1c, whose product is annotated as exostoses (multiple) 1c. NCBI's taxonomy places the organism in Eukaryota, Metazoa, Chordata, Actinopteri, Syngnathiformes, Syngnathidae. The transcript has 12 exons. The coding region runs from base 486 to 2738 and encodes 750 amino acids. Gene Ontology annotation, cellular component: membrane. The record is from RefSeq and is a predicted model, not a curated record. Gene Ontology annotation, molecular function: glycosyltransferase activity.